Salvelinus sp. IW2-2015 is the source of this 4695-nucleotide messenger RNA. RefSeq lists its product as uncharacterized. The record is from RefSeq and is a predicted model, not a curated record. NCBI's taxonomy places the organism in Eukaryota, Metazoa, Chordata, Actinopteri, Salmoniformes, Salmonidae.
CUAAUACAUGCGGAAGUGAAUGGUUUUUGUAGAUAAUUAACAUGAACUGUGUCUGUUCUCUUUAAUGUAUUAUUUUCUCUGGUAUUAACGUGUUCCUUUGAAAUACCGCCGGUUCGUUCUCUUACCAAUUUGUUGUUAUCUCAUCACCCGUGUUAGAAGCUGUCGGCUAGCACUGCUUGGUGCACAUGCAGUCUUUAGUGCCCGGCUUUCAUGUUUAAAAAAWAUAUAUAUAUUUCCAUAGUAUAGCAAUGUUCUCUGUUUUACAAAAUGAAGACGACGCUCGAGCAGUCGAACAUGCAGUUAGAACAGCGAUACAUACUAUUGUGAGUGUUAUUUCUAGUAUCAACAGUGCCAAAAUACAGGAAUAUCAAAGUAAGUUGGCUGAGAAGGACAAAGAAAACGAAACGCUGAAACGCAAAGUUACAACAGCAGAACGUGAGGUCACAGCAUUGCGAGGCUCCUUUGAAUUUUCUGAAAAUGAAUGUCAUCAAGUCAGGUCAAGCACUUAMGCACUUUCACCAGAAAUGCAAAGAGGGAAACCAAUUUGCAAUGAAAACGAGGUGUCAAGCAAAGCUGAGUGGAGAAUAGAUUUCCCCUGACUCCUCCACAGGUUUUUUCCCAGUGCAAAGACACAGCUUUUCCCACUGGGGCAUCAACUAUUUAUAUGUCCCAUCACCAGAACCCUACCUCCCAUUCUGCAGAAGAGCCUGGGCUUUUAGCAGAGCUAACCAGAGGCCAGUCCCCAUCACCCAGUCCAGUCACCAGACCAGUGAUAAAAGAGYAGCCCUCUGACAUUGAGACAUUCUACAUUAAAUGGGAGAUGAGUGAGGAUGGUAUUAGGGAGCAACGGGAGGGCCUAGGCCCGAUACACAUCCUGGGAAAAGAGUACGAAGCCCAGCAGACGGGUGGAACUCCAACCAGGCAAAGAGAUGGAACUCACCCUGUAGCUGGUAGCCAGAGUGGACAUGAGUAUGGGGAGAGAUCGACCAMGCAUCUGAAAAGGAGCGCAGAGACACAGAGGAGGUUCAGAGAGAGAGUCCGUGCUGACCCUGAGAAGUUCCGGGCCUACAAGGAGAAGGAACGACGCAGGAAUCAGCAGAGGAAAGUGUCGAUAUCAGAUUUACCUGAAGAGACCCGCAGAUUGAAGAGAGAGGCCUGGAGAGAAGCAGCCAGACGCUGUCGUGCCCGCAAAAUGUCCUUUUUGCAAACAAAACCCACACAGCCCUGCCACCUCCCACAGAACACAGAGACACCUGGGGAGACUAGGGGACACCACAGACAGUAGGGGGGGAUUAGGCCUGCACAGAUGAGUUUAGGCUGCCAAACAAAGAUGGGGAUUUGGGAUCAUAUUUGUUGAUAUCUCCUUUGUUGUUUGAGAGGAUGAAUUCUGUAUCAUAUUGUAAUGAUCCAGUUAUUCAAUGAAUUGGUUCGGGCUGUUAAUGUUCUAUGAUUUUUUUAUUUAGAGAUGUCGGUAAAUUAAUUCACAUUGUACACCAUUUGCUAUUGUUCACUGAUUUACCACUAGACGGUGCUGUGAUUGAGCCACCCCAAACACAUUUGACACGUGACGCGCGCGAUUGGCGCGGCGGAAGUGAACUGCUAGGUAAACGUUGAGCUGUAAUACAGUUGCUCUCUAAAACAUGUCAAAUAAARUUUCUUCUGAAUAUUUUAUACAAGUGAGUGCCUUUGAAAUACCACGUUUUCGUUCGCUUUCUCUCUUUGAUAAUAUUGUUACUGAAGGGUUACAAACUGACGCACACAUCGGUAAAGUUGUUGGCUGCUGACUGUUUAGCCAGCUGAGCUAGCUAGAAAUGUUACGUUACAGUGCCACAGACAAAAGGGUUAGCUAGUUAUCAGCUGCUUCACUCUGUGACUUGGCCAACUUAGCAAACUUGAUAACGUUAGYUUGUGUGGGUGAGUUAAAAAGAAGAAAAGAAAUCUCCCAAGUAGAGUAAUGAAUUCCUGUUUACAUAACGAAGAAAACGCUCGUGCAGUGGAAAACGCUAUCAGAACAGCGGUAAAUACUGUCAUGGAUGUUAUUUACAAUAUGAACACUACCAAAAUACUAGAAUAUGAAAGGAAGGUGGCAGAGAGGGACAAAGAAAAUGAAACACUUAAAUGUAAGCUUAAAAAAGCUGAAGACGAAUUAACAACAUUUCGAGUAGGCCUAUCCUUUGAAUUGUCUGCACUGUCACCAGAAAGAGAUUUUGGGAAACCGAUGUGCAAUGAGAACGAGGUGGCAAUCGAAAAUGAUUGGAGAAUGGAUUUCCCCAGUCUCAAUGCAGGGACUCCUGGGCUUUCAGCAGAGCGAGCCAGAGGCCAGUCCCCAUCAGCCAUUCCAUUCACCAGCCCAGUGAUAAAAGAGGAGCCUGCUGACACUGGGUCUUUCUACAUCAAAUGGGAGAUGAGUGAGGAGAGCAUUGCAGAACAACAGGAGGGUUUAGGCCCGAUGCACAUCUUGGGGAAAGAGUCUGAUGGAACGUCUUCUGUUGCUGGUAGCCAGAGUCCAGGCGAUCGACGUUCAGAACAGUCUGAGGAGACAUCGACAGAGCAUGUGAAAAGGAGGCUGUCAAGCGCAGAGACACAGCGGCAAUACAGAGAGAGAAUCCGUGCUGACCCUGAGAAGUUGCGGGCCUACAAGGAGAGGGCAAAAUGCCGGGAGGAGGAUGAUGAUGAGGAUUGGAUCAGCAACUUUCAUGUCCCUUGGCAGCAGACGCCUGAAAGCCUCAGGCGAGCCAUUGCAGAGGGACGAAGAGUCGAGGCGGCAGAUAGGCGGCUGAUGGUGAGGAUCACCGUUGAUGCAAUGCGUGUACACUGCCUCAACCCCAACAAGAAAGUAUGUGCAGAAAUAGCCAAAGCCAUAGUUGCAGAAUAUCCAGAGAGCUUUGCAGACCUGUCAAAAGAAGGGGAACUGCUUAGCAGAAGGUACUCCUCCUUGCUCACCCAAAUAAAGACAAGAGUGGAGCAUGUGAACCGGAACACUGAAAAUAGAAUACGCAGACCCAAGAUGAGCAAAAAAGGGGAACACAGCAACAGACAAGCCAAAACAGCAAGAACAAAAGUGGACAGUUAUGGGUGCAUCAACUGGCACCCACACYACCUUCCGGAAGGAGAGACUACUGAGUCCAUGGAAAACAAGAGACAGAUUAUGGCCACCAUUUUCAACAUUGCAGGCCCCAUAGGUGUGGACAGGGGAGACGUGGAUGAAUUCAUGAGGCUUACGUACAUUAACCAACGCCACAUGAUAAAUGCAUGGCCAGCCCCAAGCAUCGGUGAUGUCAAGGAACAAUGGCCUUUUCUUUUUACCAAGAGAUGGCUCUGCGCCCACUUCCACAUGCUCACUGGAGUUGAGAUCGACCGCUGCCUCAGUGACGCUCUGCUGAGCAAGGGAAASACCAUUGUCAAUUUCUUCCGAAGUCAGAAACCCAAAUGGAGGAGAGGCAUCAUAAGUCUCCUCAAUGACAUUGAAGGUGACCUCAGUGGAAACAACAAGGACCUCACAGCCUGUGCUGCCAUUCUUCUGGUGCUGUCCCACUUCAGAGAGAAAGAGGACUCUCUCUUCCUCUUGGCUGAUGUGAAUGACACCCAGAUGGAUGUAGAGGCUCAGUUGCAUUUGCCGGCCACUCCAAGACUUAUCAUGCUUGGGAGUUCCCUGCUGGCUUCAUCUAAAUGGAUGGUGUCGAUCGAGGGAAGAGUGGUCUGUGUUUUGGAAAAUCAGUCCGACUUUGCUGCUGCCCUCUCUGUGCUCUUCGGCUGUUUCUACGUGUUCAAUACAGAGUACCAGGAGACAGCCUCAGCAACACUGGAGUUUAUUCAGAGGUGUCUAGUAGGGAUCAACCCAAAUGAAGGAACCAAAUGCUCUUCAUACCUUGAUUCAGAAGCCGGGGUGAGCCGCAGGACUGGAAGAGUUGUGCAAAGGAAGACCGAUGCAGUUGCCGCCUUCCUCAAAGACCUGACUGAAUUUGAAUGGUGAACCAGUUUCAUAGGAGAUGCAAACACACAAACAAGGAUGCACAUACAUGAUGCAUAGCUUCAAAUGUUGUAAUGUUGCUCUUGUUUAAUAUCAAUCAAUCACCACUACAGAUUGCAAUUGAGAUCUGUCAUCUUGGAAUAUUUGUCCUAUGUUUCUGUUGGCUGGUCCUGUCUGUGAUGGGGAAACGUGAUUUUAUAACUUUUAUGUUAUAAUGAUGUUCUAAAUGAUUACUGGAAGUGUUUUUUUUGUUGACAAAUUUUAAGACGUUUUGUAGACUUAUUGUAAACAAAAUCAGUGUGAUAAAUUCUAUUUUSUUCGUAACGAGUUCCCAUUUCCCUACAGUGUUAAAGGGGCAGUGCAGUUAAACUUGAUUUUCCUGCUUUGUUAUAUAUUUCCACACGAUGAGGUUGAAAUAAAACUCAGAAAUUGUGAAAAUUAUGCCCUUUUUUGUGUAAGAGCUGUUUGAAAAUUGCCUGGAAUUGCAGCCAGUCUAGUUGGGAUGGAACUUUUUGGCCCACCUCAUGACGUCGCAAUGUGAUCUAAUUAUAAUAGAUCAAUGAUUGUUCAUCUGGGUAAGGGGGUGGGCUCUAGACCAUCCUAUCAGCCAAUCUGGUCUGUGUAUGUAAAUAAUGUAUACUCAAAUGUGUUUCCUAAUGCCCACAUGAUCAAACUGAGCAUUUUUAGGGCCAAAGGAGGCUCAAGGAAAUAAAUGGUUAAACAUA